Messenger RNA from Uncinocarpus reesii 1704, 2250 nucleotides. RefSeq lists its product as uncharacterized. The transcript is spliced from 3 exons. The record is from RefSeq and is a predicted model, not a curated record. Gene Ontology annotation, biological process: regulation of DNA-templated transcription; DNA-templated transcription. Gene Ontology annotation, molecular function: DNA-binding transcription factor activity, RNA polymerase II-specific; zinc ion binding; DNA binding. Lineage: Eukaryota; Fungi; Ascomycota; Eurotiomycetes; Onygenales; Onygenaceae. The coding region runs from base 1 to 2250 and encodes 749 amino acids.
AUGGAUCCUUUAGCGACUCACUCCGCGUCGUUCAUAUAUCGGUCCGCGCCCGGGGCCAUGCUGGACUCUCUUGCCUCAAACUACGAGCCCGAACCACCUCGCAAGAAACUCAGGAAGGGGACGAAGAGCUGUGUUGAAUGCCGACGUCGCAAGAUUCGAUGCAAAUUCAAUGCCUCGCGGCCCGGACGCUGCGACGAAUGCUUCUCGCGCGGCGUGAGCUGCGUAGACCAGGAAAAUGCGCCCGUGGAGUCCUAUAAGCCGCAUCACCGGGGAACCGAGCCAUCGUACAGCUUGCGGGAAAGAGUAGCGGUGCUGGAAGAUACUGUGGAGAAGCUCGUUAAACAGCUGGGAGACGGCGACGCGAAGAAUCGACGGGAUGGAUCGCAGCGUUCUCCCUUGGCAUCGGAGUCGAAUAGUGGCUAUCCGACCAAUUGCGCUCCUACGCCUUCGGAGUCGGCGGAGUCGUCUGACGGCCAGACUGAGCAGGCUCCGUUGUUGUCGCUUUUCAACAAUCAAAUUGUUUAUCGAUCCCGGGACACGGAUAAUGACAAACAUGCUCUGCAGAACCUGCCUGCGAAAAAUAUUGCGAUGCAGUCACUACUAUUCUCCGUCAUGCCGCCACUUUCGGAUAUCAAAAAGAUUUUCCACAACUCCCCCAAUUUCCAAGUUCAUUUACUAAGGAAAUAUGAUGAAUUUCGAGAUGAGAAUUUGCCCAGCCUUCUUACAGAUAGACCAGAGGGCGCACAAGCAGAGGCACUAGGGCAACUUGCCAAGUUACUGGUUUUUCUUGUCUCUAUUGUUCAUCAACUUCCUACUUCUUUCAAUUACGGGGAUCUCCAAGUCCCUCUCUGUCCGACCGAUUUUAUCGACAAGGCGCUUUCCGCUCUGGAGCGGACGGCUUUUAGCGAUGAAGAUAUCGGGUCGACCAUUGCUGGAAUGGAAUGUAUUUUUUUCGCGGGCAAGUACUACGUGAGUGCAGGGCGACCUCGAAAGGCAUGGCGCUUGUUCCGACGAGGGAUCGAAUUCGCACAAUUGUGCGGCUUACACCUGUCCACUAACCGGCCAAUCCGUCCCGACGACGUAAUGGGUCGUCGUCGAGCGUUCGUCUGGUGCGGGCUGGUAUGCUCCGAGAGAUACUCCAGUCUCAUCCUGGGACUUCCCUAUGCGGUUCCUGACCGUUAUGUGCUGCCUCACAUCGAACAUUUAGCAAACACGAACUUCAUGACAGCGACGGAGCAUUAUAUGUUUCGGAUUUGUUUGUUUGCUGGCGGGAUAAUCGACCGGAACCAGGACCCUCGGAAUAUUUCGCUUUCCAAGACGCUGGAGCUCGAUCAAGAACUCAACGCCCUAUUGAAUCAAAUGCCCCAAUUUUUCUCUUCUGCCGAUUAUGAUGGAACCGUUGAUGCCCUGAUAUGUCAGUUUGUGCACCAUUUCAUGCAAGUGAUGGUUCACCUUCCGUUCAUUCUGAACUCCGACAUGGAUUCGGGAUCUCAAUAUUGUCGCGAUGUCGCACUCAAAUCAGCACGAAACUGCAUAAACACCUACGUCAACAAGCGUCUAGGCAACGCCGAGAGCAAAUUUACCGUGUGUAAAAUGACCGAUUUCCAGAUGUUUACAGCGACAAUAGUUUUAAGUGUCCAUUUGCUUGGGAGAUCUAAUUUCCCUGAAUUUACCGCAGAAGAAAAUGCAUCGGACUGGGAGUUGCUGAGGCAGGCCACCCAAAUUUUCCGCGAAAUUUCGAACAGCCCGUGCGGCUCUGUGGCGGCACAGUCUGCAAACGUCCUUGAAAUGCUUUACGGUUGCUCCACGCCUGCAAAGGAAUGCCGAAAGGAGCACCCGAACGGCUGCAAGGUUACGAUCCCGUAUUUUGGCACAUUCUUUCUCCGGCCCAGAAACAGCUUCCGGCCAGGAGAACCAUCUCAUCAGGCCUUCUCGCCUGAAGGCACGAAGCAACGUAGUCUUUUCUAUGUCGGUUCCAGUGCCCAUAUCACUCCAUCUACAUCUACCCCAAGUUCGGAAGUUACACCCCCCGAAAGGACAGGAGGGAACUCAUCUCCAGUCUGGGAGGACCCGUCUGUGUCGUUUGGAAACAUUCUCUCCCUGCCAAAUGUAGAUUUUGACUUUGGUGGAAUCUCCAAGGCGGAUGAAAUGGGGUAUUGGCGCAUGGAUCCCAGCUCGGGUUUGGAUAUCCGUCUUGAUCAGGGAUGGAAUUUGGACUGGCUUAAUCCAAAUGACUUUCCGGCGCCGUGA